Messenger RNA from Lytechinus pictus (painted urchin), 1479 nucleotides. Its product is annotated as cation channel sperm-associated auxiliary subunit epsilon-like. The record is from RefSeq and is a predicted model, not a curated record. Gene Ontology annotation, cellular component: sperm principal piece; CatSper complex. The coding region runs from base 1 to 1479 and encodes 492 amino acids. The transcript is spliced from 14 exons. Gene Ontology annotation, biological process: flagellated sperm motility; sperm capacitation. Lineage: Eukaryota; Metazoa; Echinodermata; Echinoidea; Temnopleuroida; Toxopneustidae.
AUGGUGAUUCAUAACGCAGUGGAUGAAGAUCACAAUGAUGAAAUAGAACCAUUUAUCAAGCAGUUAACCAUAACUAUGGCUGGUAUAAACAUUGUUUUGUCAUCUGAAAAUGUACUCUUCACAUCACAAUAUCACCAGAGGUUCCUCAUUGGACAUUCUUCACUAGCAGCUCCUGAAGAGGAUCUAGCUAUAUAUACCAACUAUGUUGAUCAAGUCUAUAUUUUAAAACUCAAUGGAUCAAAUAUAGUAAGAACAAGUUAUGCCUUGAAAGCUGACAUUGGAAGUAUUGUUACCCAGCUGGAACAUACUGAAUGUAUGUAUCAUGAGUUUGAAGAGGGUCCCCAAUAUGAAGUUUAUUAUAUGGAUCUGAGAGAUUCUGCAGUCAUCUGGGCUCAGCUUGUAUUCCCGGCCAACAGGUAUAAUGAUAUUCAGACGGUGAUCAACCGCCCAAACAAACUUAUCAUUCAGGAACAAACGAUGAACGAUUUUAACCCAGGGAGUAAAUUGAUUAAGAAGAUUCUCAGUUUACACAGCAAUUUCGUGUUUAAAGAGGGUAGAGGAUAUGAGGAAGCUUUGGAAGCAGCUACAGGACUAGUUACCAUAGAGAUGAAACCUAAACGAUAUGGUAUAGGAUGUCGCUCUCCUUUCAAUAUGGUAUCUGAGCUUGAGAUAGCGUGUCCUCCUCAUCGACACAUCAGAGUUCACAAACCUGAGGAAUGUGAAGAAUACGGUUCAUAUGUCAUAAACAAGAAAUCCUUUGCUCAAGUGAAUGAUGAACAAGCUGCAUCUGAGAUGGUUGUUCAAUAUGACAAGCAAUUAUAUGGAUGUCCGUUUAUUCAGACUGCUAGGGAUGUAUUCAAACCAGAAAUUGAUUUAUAUGAUGAAGACACGUUUGUAGAGACAAUGACAGCUGGUUUUGUGAUGUGGGAAGACAAUGGCCGACAUGACUUUACCUACACAGCAUCCAUGAGUUUGGCUGGAUGUCUCCGAUUGGCACAGACAUGGGAUAAGAUGAAAGAAGGCGUAGCUGAUGGUGUUCCAGUUAAAAACAUAUGGGGUCCUCAUAAUUAUGAGAAUUGCUUCAUUUACGAGGUAACGGAGAUGGCGUUGCUCCAAGAACCGUAUCAGAUCUUGAACCAGUCAGGAAAUAAUAGUAUCAGAUGGCUUGCCACUGGCUAUAAUCAGCUUUAUCUCUUUUCUCUACACGUUGUAGAUCCUUAUUACAGUUAUUGCAGUUUGGAAGCGCGGGUAGCUGUGAUUGUAUCUGAUCAAACUAUUGUCGGAGUCAGAGAGACACCACUCCUACGCAUCUCACUCGGUACAUUCGCAGCGUUGACUGUGUGCAUCCUCUUUGCUACAUACUUCCUGUACAGACGUGGUCACAUACACGAGUUAGCACUUGAUUUACACCAUAAUUAUGGAGAAAAAACGGAGGAAGACAAUGAACAAGAAGCUGCAGAAGAAACAACAAAUGAUUGA